Messenger RNA from Parnassius mnemosyne (clouded apollo), 2154 nucleotides. The record is from the annotation of a GenBank genome assembly. Lineage: Eukaryota; Metazoa; Arthropoda; Insecta; Lepidoptera; Papilionidae.
AUGGCUCUACAGCUGUCUAGACGCGAAGUGGAAGACUUGCGGUCGUCACUCGACCGUGCUAUUUACAGGACAAUUGGUAAAUCCGACAGUUCACUCUUGUCAACAGUUUCGUCUUGUCUAACGAAUGGGUAUGACCGUCGAAAGAUAAUAGACAAGAUCUCAUCUCACAUAGACUCAAAGAAGGCAAGCAAAUUAGCAGACAAAGUGCUGGCGUUAGCACAGGAACUAAUAUCCAGCUCUAAAACACAGAAAAGAAAACACGAGUCCAGUGAUAAAGAUAGAGAUACCAAAAGAUCACGACAUGAAGACAAAGAGCCAAGAGAAGAGAAACGCGAAUCGAGAAGUGAGAGGGACAAGGAGGAGAAAGAAAAGAAACUUGGCAAUGGUAUGGACGUACCAUCAAUAUUACCUGAAGGUGAAACUGUUGGUUCCAAGAUGGCGGGGCUCAGUGCUGACAAAAUUAAGCUAAUGAUGGCCAACGCUCAAAAAGAGAUAGAAGAACGCAAGAGAGCACUAAUAGCGAUGAAGGGUGAGCAGAAGCCCAGUGUGAACGUGGCCGCAGCGGCCGCACAACAACUGAAGGUUCAAAUGCAGCAGAACAAUGCUAUACCUCCCCCGAGUGUUAUCAAACCUGUUCUGUAUUCAAAGCCAUCCGCGGCGCAUUUGACGCACGAGGAGUUGGAGAAGCAGAGGAAGAUCGCGGAGCUUCAAGCCAGGAUACAGAGGAAGUUGGCGGGUGGAGCCCUGGCGGCCGCGGGGGCUGCGGGCUCAGGUCCAGCGCCUCUCAUUCUGGACCGCGAGGGCCGCACCGUGGACACCAGCGGGAAGCAGGUCCAGCUCACACAUGUUGUACCAACACUCAAGGCGAACAUCCGAGCGCUGAGGCGCGAGGAGUUCCGCGCGCAGCUGGCGAGCGGCGCGAGCAGCGUGGGCGCUGGGGCGGGCGCGGGGGGUACGGCGGGGGGCGCCUCGUGGCUGGACGAGCGCGUGGCCAGCAAGCCGCCGCAGCGCGCGCGCCGUCCGCUGCGCUUCCACGAGCCCGGCAAGUUCCGCCAGCUGGCCGAGAGGCUGCGCAUGAAGGCUCAACUGGAGAAACUUCAAAAUGAGAUCAGCCAGAUCGCGCGCAAAACUGGAAUAUCAUCAGCGACCAAACUGGCUCUCCUGGCGUCCGAUACACCCGACAGUGACCGAGUGCCAGAUAUCGAAUGGUGGGACAGCGUGAUCCUGAUGACACCAGAAGAGCGAGAAGAGAAGAGAAAGCGAGGCAAGCCGUCGAGCGACUCGCGGACCGAUAUCCAGCGGGUUGACGAUUGUAAUGUGGGCGCCGACGACAUCGUGGACAACCUCAACGAGGACGCCAUCACCAACUUGGUGGAGCACCCGCAGCAGUUACGUCCACCCACGGAGCCCCUGAAGCCCACGUACAUGCCGGUGUUCCUCACCAAAAAGGAGAUGAAGAAGCUGCGCCGCCAGAGCCGCCGGGAGGCGUGGAAAGAAGAGCAGGAGAAGGUCCGCCUCGGUCUGGAAGCACCGCCUGAACCCAAGCUCAGGAUAUCGAACCUGAUGCGUGCAUUAGGUACGGAAGCUGUGCAGGAUCCCACCGCCAUCGAGGCCAAAGUGCGCGAGCAGAUCGCCAAGCGGCAGAAGACACAUCUCGAAGCCAACAAAGCCAGAGCGCUCACCAAGGAACAGAAGAGGGAGAAGAUCGACAGGAAGAUCAGGGAGGAUACUAGCAUGGCGGUCCAUGUCGCAGUAUAUAGAGUGAAAGACUUGUUCGAGUGCGCGUCGGCCAAGUUCAAGGUGGAGGUGAACGCGCGACAGCUGCACAUGACGGGCUGCGUGGUUCUGCACCGCGGCUGCUGCCUCGUCGUCGUCGAGGGCGGCCCGCGCCAGCACCAAAAGUACAAAAGGUUGAUGCUGCACCGCAUCAAAUGGGAAGAGGACACAGUGAAGGACGCGGAAGGCGCUGAGGUCCCGAACAGUUGCCAACUUGUGUGGGAGGGGGUCGCCAAGCAGAGAGCCUUCGGGGAGAUAAAAUUCAAGGUGAUGCCGACAGAGAAGCAGGCGCGCGAACACUUCCAGAAGCAUGGCGUGGAGCACUACUGGGACCUGGCCUACAGUAGGGCCGUGCUCGGUGCAGGAGACCAGCCCUAA